CCCAAACAGGAAGUGUCUCUCUGCCACACAAGUGACACAACGUGAAAGUCAAGUGUUAGAAAAACGUUUAAAAAUACCGUUAAAAUUGAUGUUUUUUUAACCUUUAAGUUGUCGCAACAUGUUGUGCUUUUAGCGGAUGGUUGUGUAUCAAAGUGCAGCGUUUAUUACGAUGUUACAAGCUGCAGCUAAAACGCUUUCUGUUGCCAUAACCACCUCAGUAUCUCGGGGAAUAUUGUUAAGUAUUCGAUAUUAUUGUAAGAAAACACCAGCAAAACUAAGAGUGUCCGAAGCGGUUUCAGGUGCUGAGUUGGGAGCUAAUGUCAAAGUACAGGGAUGGGUUCGCUCCGUUAGAGCUCAGAAGUCACAUCUCUUCCUGCAUGUGAACGAUGGAAGCUCUUUGCAAUCACUGCAGGUCGUCGCCAGUUCAGAGCUGAAUGAUCCCUUGCUCACAUUUGGAAGUGCUGUUGAAGUCACCGGUACUCUUAAGAAAAGCCCAAACCAAAAACAGCUAGUUGAACUGGAAGCAGAGCAAAUCCAUAUCGUAGGAAAAUGCAACCCUUUGGAGUUUCCAUUCAAAAUCAAAGAACGACACAGCCUUGAGUAUAUUCGACAGUUUCCUCAUCUCAGGUGUAGAACAAAUGCCUUUAGCUCCCUGUUGAGAAUACGAAGUGAGGCCACUACAGCUGUUCACUCGUAUUUCAAGGAAAAUGGCUUUUUGCAGAUUCACACUCCAGUCAUCACCUCAAAUGACUGUGAAGGGGCAGGGGAGCUCUUCAAAAUUGAGCCCUCAGGCCCAGACUAUGAAGAAGAAGAGCACUUCUUCUCUGUCCCAGCCUUCCUCACUGUGUCUGGUCAGCUUCACUUGGAACUGAUGUCAGGGGCUUUUUCUAAGGUUUACACAUUUGGGCCAACUUUUCGUGCUGAGAACUCCCAGAGCAGACGGCACCUGGCUGAGUUUUACAUGGUGGAGGCCGAGGUCUCCUUCGCUCAGUCCUUAGAGGAUCUCACCAAGGUCAUGGAGGGCAUGUUCAGAUCUGCCACGGAGCAUGUCUUGGCUCACUGCGCUGAGGAUGUGGAUUUGUUUCACAAGCAUGUGACUCCUGGACACAGGGAAAUUGUAGAAGCUAUGCUGAGAAACGGAUUCCCUACUAUUACCUACAGUGAGGCUAUCAACAUCCUAAACCGCAGCUCUGAGAAUUUCGCCUUCCCAACAGACUGGGGCUGUGACCUUCAGACAGAACACGAGAAGUACCUGGUGAAACAUUGCGGCAACAUUCCAGUGUUCGUCACUGAUUAUCCUUAUGAUCUCAAGCCUUUUUAUGCAAGAGACAACCAGGAUCAUCCUGAGCAUACAGCAGCUGCAGUGGACCUUCUUGUGCCAGGAGUUGGAGAGCUCUGUGGGGGCUCGCUGAGGGAGGAGAGGCUGGAUCUGCUGACAGCUCGGCUCCAACAGGCUGGAUUAGAAGACACCUACAGCUGGUAUCUGGAUUUGAGGCGUUUUGGCUCCGUGCCUCAUGGUGGAUUUGGAAUGGGAUUUGAGAGAUACUUGCUAUGCAUCCUCGGUGUUGACAACAUCAAAGAUGUGAUCCCCUUCCCUAGGUUUUCACAUUCAUGUGUUCUAUGAAACUGUUUCAGCCUUGUAGAGGUUUUAAUUGGUUGUCUGCCUAACGACAAAUAAAAAUGAUUUUAAUUUAUA
Molecule: messenger RNA, 1696 nt
Organism: Gymnodraco acuticeps
Lineage: Eukaryota; Metazoa; Chordata; Actinopteri; Perciformes; Bathydraconidae
Gene: nars2
Product: asparaginyl-tRNA synthetase 2, mitochondrial
Exons: 14
Coding region: 137-1624 (495 amino acids)
Biological process (GO): asparaginyl-tRNA aminoacylation
Cellular component (GO): mitochondrion
Molecular function (GO): asparagine-tRNA ligase activity; ATP binding; nucleic acid binding
Source: RefSeq, a predicted model, not a curated record